CUCAUGCGUCGAGAUGAGGGCAGCUGAGAGAUGGAAGAGUCUCUGUUGACGACGGAGAGCGGUGGAGGAAGGGAAGGAAAGGGAUGGGCGAGCAGGCUCGGAUGGGGCGACGGCGGCAGAGAGCUCAUGGAGGAGGCGCGGCGGCUGGGCUACGUCGCCGCCCCCAUGGUAGCGGUGACCAUGUCGCAGUUCCUGGUGCAGGUGGUCUCCAGCAUGAUGGUGGGUCACCUCGGCAAGCUCGACCUGGCCAGCGCCGCCAUCGCCACCUCCCUCACCAGCGUCACCGGUUUCAGCCUCCUCUUAGGGAUGGCAAGUGGUCUAGAAACUCUAUGUGGACAAGCCUAUGGAGCGGAACAGUACCAUAUGCUAGGUAUCCACACGUAUAGAGCCAUAUUCUCUCUUUUAGUGGUCUGCCUUCCUAUCUCGCUUGUAUGGGCCUCGAUGGGAAAGCUUCUUCAAUUAAUUGGUCAAGACCCCUUAAUAUCCCAAGAAGCUGGAAAAUAUGCUGUGUGGAUGAUGCCUGGAUUGUUUGCUUAUGCCAUUGCUCAGCCUCUAAUGAAGUUCCUUCUCUCUCAAAGCUUAAUUCUUCCAAUGCUCUUAAGCUCUCUGAUGACACUGUGCCUUCAUAUCCCUCUAUGUUGGGUCUUGGUGUUCAAGUCAGGCUUACGAAAUGUUGGGGCUGCUCUUUCUAUAAGUAUAUCAUAUUGGCUGAAUGUAUUUAUGUUGGGGAUGUACAUAAGGUAUUCAGCUUCCUGCAGAGCUACUCGUGCACCAAUUUCAAAGGAAGCAUUUAGAGGCGUUAAUGAAUUCUUACGGCUAGCACUGCCAUCAGCAUUAAUGAUAUGUCUUGAAUGGUGGUCAUUUGAGCUGCUUAUCUUGCUCUCUGGGCUCUUGCCCAAUCCGCAGCUCGAAACAUCAGUCCUCUCCAUUUGCCUCAAUAGCAUCACAUUGCUCUAUUGCUUUCCAUAUGGUCUUGGUUGUGCUGCAAGUACUCGAGUCUCGAACGAAUUAGGUGCUUGGAACCCAAAGGGUGCUCAGUUAGUAGUACGUGUUGCAAUGUUUCUUGCUAUUUCUGAGGCUGUUCUUGUGAGCGGGACUCUCUUCGCCAUGCGCCGGAUCUUGGGUUAUGCUUAUAGCAACGAGGAGGAGGUCAUGAAUUAUGUUACUGAUAUGGUUCCGCUGGUCUGCUUUUCGGUAGUCUUUGACAGCUUACAGGGGGUCCUCUCAGGCAUUGCUAGAGGAUGCGGAUGGCAGCAUCUAGGUGCUUAUGUGAACCUCGGAUCAUUCUAUUUGUUUGGUAUUCCCAUCGCUGUUGUUCUGGGUUUCCUAUUGCACAUAGGAGGUAAAGGCCUUUGGAUUGGUAUAGUGUGUGGGUCUACAACGCAGACGAUCCUCCUUUCACUGAUAACAAUCUUCACAAAUUGGCAAAAUCAGGCAACCAUGGCAAGGGAGCGAAUAUUCCACGAAAGGUUACCUUUACAGAAUAUGUUGAAGUGAACCAGCUAGUUAGUUGCUCUUCAUCCAAUUUUCACUGUCAAGAUAUGAUUGUCAUAACUGGUGAGGAGACAAAACAACUGCUUAGUGAUUGGCUAAAUUUUGGUUAAAUGAAGUCUUUGAUCAACCAUGCUAUUGCAAUUGGAGGUUUUGCUUCCAAAUGCAAUUGGCAUUUCAAACUAUUGAGAUCACCGGUGAUGAUCAAUUCAUUAAAGUCUGAUGUACCACUGUCUAGUUGAAAUAAAGUGAUCAUGAAAGCGUAGGUUUUUUGUGAAACUGUGACCUAGUAGAUGCUUGAGAAGGGAGUAGUUCUUUACUUGGUGAGUUAUACUUAAUGAAGUUUUUCACCAAGUAAACAUGGAGGUGAUGGGUCUUGUGUAAUGCUAGAGAAACUUUUGAAAGCUCCAAUUACUUGAUGUG
This is a messenger RNA of Musa acuminata AAA Group (dessert banana), 1914 nucleotides long. RefSeq names its product protein DETOXIFICATION 12-like. The record is from RefSeq and is a predicted model, not a curated record. Gene Ontology annotation, cellular component: membrane. The transcript is spliced from 7 exons. Gene Ontology annotation, biological process: xenobiotic detoxification by transmembrane export across the plasma membrane. NCBI's taxonomy places the organism in Eukaryota, Viridiplantae, Streptophyta, Magnoliopsida, Zingiberales, Musaceae. Gene Ontology annotation, molecular function: antiporter activity; xenobiotic transmembrane transporter activity. The coding region runs from base 31 to 1497 and encodes 488 amino acids.